This is a messenger RNA of Ilyonectria robusta, 361 nucleotides long. RefSeq lists its product as uncharacterized. The record is from RefSeq and is a predicted model, not a curated record. The transcript has a single exon. Lineage: Eukaryota; Fungi; Ascomycota; Sordariomycetes; Hypocreales; Nectriaceae. Bases 35 to 361 code for a protein of 108 amino acids.
CCAAUUGACGCGAUUCCAUACCUUGUUGAGCAUCAUGGCGCCAACUAGUGACUUCAAGAUCAUUAUCGCUGGAGGAGGCAUUGCUGGCCUUACACUCGCAAUCCUGCUUGAGAAGUUCGACAUUGACUAUGUCAUCUUGGAGGCUCAUGACGAUAUAGCGCCCCCGGUGGGCGCCAGCAUCGGAACGAUGCCGAAUGGUUUGCUCAUCUUCGACCAGAUUGGCUGCUACGGCGACGUGAGAGUGGUAGCACAGACUGGUGAAAUCGGCAACCUGAACAUUCGUGCCAGCAACGGCACGUCUAUGGCCUUUACAGAUCAUGUGCUUGGCCACUUGGAAAACCGGUUAGUCGAGCUGGACUAA